CUUUCCAUCCUGGAGAAGAUGCAAGCUCAGGAGAUCCUAAGGAGCCUGCGUCUACCAGAGUUAGAUGAUUUCAGCCAGUUUUUGCGUAACUUGCCCGCCACCACAUUAGUGGGUAUCGGUGCCUUUGCUGCUCUGCUGGCCUAUUGGUUUGCUAACCGGCCAAAAGCUGUUAAGCCACCAUGUGACCUCCUGAUGCAGUCCGAAGAAGCAGAGGGCUUUGAUGGAGCUCGGCGGUCUGUGAUUGGAGGCAGCCCCAAACUGCUGAACUAUUAUUAUGAUGAUACUCGGACCAUGUAUGAAGUCUUCCGGAGGGGGCUGAGCAUCUCUGGAGAUGGUCCCUGCCUUGGAUCCAGGAAGCCCAAGCAGCCAUAUCAGUGGUUGUCCUACAGAGAGGUGGCAGACAGAGCAGAGUUUCUGGGAUCAGGACUCCUCCAACAUGACUGUAAACCAUCAUCAGAACAGUUUAUUGGUGUCUUUGCUCAGAAUCGGCCAGAGUGGAUCAUCUCGGAGCUGGCCUGCUACACCUAUUCCAUGGUGGUGGUUCCACUAUAUGACACCUUGGGCCCAGGAGCCAUUCGCUACAUUAUCAACACAGCUGACAUUGCCACCGUGAUUUGUGAUAGACCUGAAAAAGCUAUUCUUCUCCUGGAACAUAUGGAGAGAAAUGAAAUUCCUGGCCUGAAAUUCAUUAUUCUCAUCGAACCACUGGAAAAGGACUUGAAAGAAAGAGGGAAGAAAUGUGGUGUGGAGAUUCAGUCCAUGAAAGAAGUUGAGGAUUGUGGACGAGAAAAUCAUCACCCUCCUGUGCCUCCUCAACCAGAAGACCUUUCAAUCGUGUGUUUCACUAGUGGUACCACAGGGAACCCGAAAGGUGCGAUGCUCACUCAUGGGAAUGUGGUUGCUGAUUUUUCAGGCUUUCUGAAAGUCACAGAGAGUCAGUGGUCACCCACUUGUGAGGAUGUACACAUUUCCUAUUUGCCUUUAGCACACAUGUUUGAGAGAAUGGUACAGUCAGUAGUGUACUGCCAUGGGGGGAGAGUUGGAUUCUUCCAAGGAGAUAUUCGCCUUCUGUCAGAUGACAUGAAAGCUCUACAUCCCACCAUCUUCCCAGUGGUCCCCAGACUGCUAAACAGAAUGUAUGACAAGAUCUUCAGCCAAGCAAAUACUCCAUUGAAGCGGUGGCUCCUGGAAUUUGCAGCAAAGCGUAAGAAGGCUGAAGUCCGAAGUGGAAUCAUUAGAAAUGAUAGUAUAUGGGAUGAGCUUUUUUUUAAUAAGAUUCAGGCUGGUCUUGGUGGGUGUGUUAGAAUGAUUGUCACUGGAGCAGCUCCUGCAUCUCCCACAGUUCUGGGUUUUCUUCGUGCAGCAUUGGGGUGUCAGGUAUAUGAAGGUUAUGGUCAAACUGAGUGUACAGCUGGGUGUACCUUCACAACUCCAGGGGACUGGACCUCAGGUCAUGUGGGUGCACCAUUACCCUGCAAUUACAUCAAACUGAUAGAUGUGGAAGAACUGAACUAUUUUGCCUCCAAAGGAGAGGGAGAGAUCUGUGUGAAAGGACCAAAUGUUUUCAAAGGUUAUCUCAAAGACAAGGAGAAGACUGAUGAGGCACUAGACAAGGAUGGCUGGCUUCAUACUGGAGAUAUUGGGAAGUGGUUACCUACAGGAACUCUUAAAAUUAUUGAUCGGAAAAAGCACAUAUUUAAGCUUGCUCAGGGAGAAUACAUUGCUCCAGAAAAGAUUGAAAAUAUCUACAUUCGAAGUGAACCCAUAGCUCAGAUCUAUGUGCAUGGAGACAGCUUACAGGCCUUCUUGGUUGGCAUUGUUGUGCCUGAUCCUGAAGUCAUGCCCAGUUGGGCAAAGAAGAAAGGAUUUGAUGGGACGUAUGCAGAGCUCUGUCAAGACAAGGAGCUGAAGCAAGCUAUAAUGGAUGAUAUGAUCAGACUAGGAAAAGAAAGUGGACUUCAUACCUUUGAACAGGUUAAAGCUAUUUACAUACACUCUGACAUGUUCUCAGUACAAAAUGGCUUGCUGACACCAACACUAAAGGCUAAGAGACCAGAACUAAGAGAUUAUUUCAAAAAACAACUAGAAGAGCUUUAUUCAACCUCAAUGUGA
Messenger RNA from Gracilinanus agilis (Agile Gracile Mouse Opossum), 2112 nucleotides. RefSeq names its product acyl-CoA synthetase long chain family member 6 (gene ACSL6). Lineage: Eukaryota; Metazoa; Chordata; Mammalia; Didelphimorphia; Didelphidae. The record is from RefSeq and is a predicted model, not a curated record. Gene Ontology annotation, molecular function: arachidonate-CoA ligase activity. Bases 19 to 2112 code for a protein of 697 amino acids. Gene Ontology annotation, biological process: long-chain fatty acid metabolic process; very long-chain fatty acid metabolic process; long-chain fatty-acyl-CoA biosynthetic process. The transcript is spliced from 20 exons. Gene Ontology annotation, cellular component: membrane; endoplasmic reticulum.